AUAUAAUACAUAAAAAAGGAAGAUCGGCGCUCCUCACCUUCUCUCUCUCUCUCUCUCUCUCUCUCUCUCCCAAAAAUCCGCGGUCUCUUGUUUCUCAAAACAAAAACAGAAGGAAAUUUUGUUUCAGAAAAAAAUACUCUCUCUCUCUCUCUCCUUUCUUCUCGCUCUCUCUCUUCCCUCAGCAAUUCGCAAUACACUACUUCUGCAUAUACCUCCGAAAGUUAGGGUUUCUUUUCUCAAAGCAUUUGACGCACCUGCAGAAAAAAAAGGUGAUAUGUACCGAACAAUCAAUCUCAAUCUCUUUAGGUCACUUUUGUUUUGCGAUUUCUUGUGCUUUGAUCUGAAAUUAGGGUUUGGUUCUGUUUCCGUAACUAUCGAAUGAAUAGGUUUAUUAAGUAGUUAAGAAGAUGGUUUUAGGAGUGAUGGUGAUGAGUGUUUAGGGUUAGUGGGUUAAGAUGACAGAUAUUCAGCCACAGUUGCAGCAGAAGCCCGAAAGCGCGACCGAUGCCCAAAUUGAAUUCGAGCGGGGAUUGGAGGAAUUUAUGCGCGGACACUUGGAUGAUUGCAUGUCAUUUGCCUCGUGUAGCUCUCCGCGAAACACUGAGGAUGAGGAUGAAGAGGGUGAUCAGCUUGUUAGGAGGAGGAGGAGGUCAGAUCUCGAGGGAGAUGAUCUUGCCGAGUCUUCUGCAGCUAGGAGGCGCCACUCGAGGAUUUUGAGCAGAUGGGCAGCGAGGCAGGCACAGGAGAUGAUUACCACAAUGGAGAGGAGGAAUAGAGAGUCGGAGUUGAUGGCACUCGCGGGUCUUCAUACGGUUUCAAUGCUUGAUUCAUCCUUCUUGAGGGAGUCCCAGUCUCCCACUUCAAGGCGGCAGAGUGGUGGUAAUGUUGAGAGACUGAACACCCAUGCAUCCUCCAUUUUGCAGAUGUGGAGGGAGUUGGAGGAUGAGCAUGUGAUAAAUCGGGCUAGGGAGAGGGUGAGAGAGAGGCUGAGGCAGCAGAGGAGUGUCAAUUCUAAUACUACAAAUAUGUCUGAAAUUCGUGGAAGUGAGCAUCAGGGUAGUUUGGAGGAUGCAAGUGAGAGCGAGAAUGAGUUUGGAAAUUGGUCCCAUGAUCAAAUGGGGACGCGUAAUGUUGAACAUGGAGACCGUGAUGGUUCUAGCCGCGAGCCAUCGCCUGACCUUGGCGACGUUGAAAGGGAGAGGGUGAGGCAAAUUGUAAGGGGAUGGAUGGAGAGUGGCAUCACUGAUCAUGCUUCUACCAAUAAUAAUGUGGCACAGAGGAGCAGUAGUCCAAGAGCAGAGUGGCUUGGUGAAACUGAACGUGAAAGGGUGAGGAUUGUGAGGGAGUGGGUGCAAAUGAAUAGCCAACAGAGAGGAGGUCGUGCUGGGCGAAGGGAUGAACAAGCUUCUGACCAAGUUCGCGAAGGUGUAGUUGUUGAUGAUGAGGGCCCGCCGGAGCAUGUUCGCAGGGACAUGCUGAGGUUACGUGGAAGGCAAGCUCUGGUUGACUUGCUUGUGAGGAUUGAGAGAGAAAGACAGGGGGAACUUCAGGGUUUGUUGGAGCAUCGAGCUGUUUCGGAAUUUGCUCAUCGCAACCGCAUUCAGUCAUUACUCAGAGGUAGAUUCUUGCGAAAUGAAAGGCCUGCUGAAAAUGAGAGACCACCUUCUAUGGCAGUCGGUGAAUUGGUUCAGUUAAGAAAUCGACAUACUGUUUCUGGUUUGAGGGAAGGGUUUCGCUUCAGAUUAGAAAAUAUUGUUCGGGGUCAAGUAGGGGGCAAUUCCGAUACCCCAUCUCAUAAUAAUACUACUGAUUCGAGAAAUGAGCACAUCCAUAUAAUCACUCCUCAGGAGGUACAACAUGAAAACCAUGGGCAGUCACAACCUAGGAGUCAGGGAAAUGACAUCCAGCGAUUGUCCGAUACUACCAUGGGUAAUUCUGAGGCUGUUGAGAGCAUUAAUUGGGAAGCAAAUGUUAACCACGAAGAAGAUUGGCAGGGACAAGGUACUGAAGAUGAGAGAGGAAACUGGCAGCAGGCUGCAUAUGAUCCAUCAAAUGAAUGGAGAGAUGGCAUGGAGGAGGGAGAUGGAAAUUGGCAGGAAAAUCAAGUAAAUGAAUGGACACGGGAAUCUGGGGGGAAUGAAGGGGUAGAAGAAGAUCAUCCACAAGAAACCCAUGAGGGUUGGCAUGAAAAUGGUGCGAGGGAAGCCAUGGGAAAUUGGUCUGAAGCACCUUCUGACCCUCCGAGAAUGCGUCGUUUCAUCCCAGUGAGAAGAGUCAAUAGAUUCCACCCUCCUGAUGAUGAUAAUGUAUACAGUAUGGAACUCAGGGAACUUUUAAGCAGGAGAAGUGUUUCUAAUCUUCUUCGUAGUGGUUUCCGUGAGAGUCUGGACCAGUUAAUUCAGUCAUAUGUGGAAAGGCAAGCUCGUGCUCCUAUUGACUGGGACCGACACAGGAACUUGCCCACGCCAACUCCUGCUUCACCAGUGCGGGACCAGGAGCAACAGAGGGAUGGACUGAAUGGGGAUCAGAAUGAUGCUAUGGGCAGACCGUCGCUGGUCCUACCAUCUCCUCCAGUGCCCCCUCCCCAGCCACUCUGGCAUCAUGAUUUACAUCAUCCUAGUUGGCCUCGACAUAGCAUCCAUCGUUCAGAAUUUGAGUGGGAAAUGAUUAAUGAUCUAAGAGCAGACAUGGCAAGGCUUCAACAGGGCAUGAACCAUAUGCAGAGGAUGUUGGAGGCUUGCAUGGACAUGCAAUUGGAGUUGCAACGAUCCGUCAGACAGGAGGUCUCUGCAGCUCUUAAUCGGUCUUCUGGUGGACAGGGUAUGGCGGAGACAUCAGAGGACGGAUCUAAAUGGAGCCAUGUUAGGAAGGGAACUUGCUGUGUUUGUUGUGAUAGUCAAAUUGAUUCGCUUUUGUACAGAUGUGGUCACAUGUGCACUUGCUCGAGAUGUGCCAAUGAGUUGGUUCGCGGCGGAGGGAAGUGUCCGCUUUGCAGGGCACCAAUUGUUGAGGUUGUCCGUGCUUACUCCAUACAGUAAUAUGUAAAGCUAAAAGAAAAGGAAUAAAAUAUUGACAAGGAUGAAUGAAAAUAUUUGGGCGAGUUCUUCUUAUCUAUGCCGUAUAUAUCAUGGAAGCUCCUCAUGUUCUUAUUUAGAGUGUUUUAGUUUGCCAAUGUUUUUCUGAUUAUAUAUUCUGAAUACAUUUGCAUUGUAUAAUUGGAAUGACAAAUGGCACCAUUUUGAUUCUUCAUUCGUUCGUAAAUAAAAUGCCACUGCAAAUUCUUUUUUUGUU
This is a messenger RNA of Rhododendron vialii, 3291 nucleotides long. RefSeq lists its product as uncharacterized. Lineage: Eukaryota; Viridiplantae; Streptophyta; Magnoliopsida; Ericales; Ericaceae. The transcript is spliced from 8 exons. The coding region runs from base 456 to 3038 and encodes 860 amino acids. The record is from RefSeq and is a predicted model, not a curated record.